GGUGAUUAACAACAAUAACAUUUUUUUCAAAAUUCUUUGAGACGGUAAUUUACCUUGCUGCGCUGUGUAUGUUUUAUGACUAUGUUGUGCAGCAUGCAGACUGCCUCGAAACCACAACAAAUUUUCGAUAGAUCGUGAAUUUCACGCCAUUUUCGCCUGGCACAUGUUGUUCACAGAUUAAUAUUCUUGUUUUCCUUAUUCAGCGUGUAGAUUAUAGAUAACUUAAAAUUUAAGUUUUUAUACGGUUCAGUUUCUUUUACGGACAAUGCGGAAUAUCAGUAUGCCCGGCUGCGGCUGGCCCGAAAGGGAUUUCCAAUACGUUUACGAAGCUGAUGGCUUUAAAUACACGGAACUCAUUCUGCAUCCCAUCUGGCUGUUCAUUUGUACUGUCGGCAAUAUCCUGAACAUUGUUCUGUUGCGGAAAAUCCAUACUUUCCAGGCAAUAUUUGUGACAGCGGUGGCACAUUUUGACUUAUUAGCAAUGUGGGGCUGGCUGCUUCGUUCGAUUCAGGUGUACGUCGGUUACACCACGCCUGGCGGAAUUCCGUCCAGAUCCCUCAAUUCUAAUUUCAGUACCGAAGCCACACGCGGAUUUCUCGUUGCGAGCGAAUUUUUCGGCAAUAUCGGAUCAUGGUAUUCUGAUUGGACUUUGGUAGCAUUCAGUGUAACGCGUCUACUCUUUACAAUCGAUCCGCUGCGAUGGCGCCUGUCCAUUUCGCGAAAGCAGGUCGUUAUUGCCAUACUGUGUUUCCUACCAUUGGCCUGCACUGUCGCACUGUAUCCAGUGGUGGAAUAUGUCACUCGGGACGAUAAGGUUGCAACGAUUACUUGGGUGGGAAACUGGCGGCAGAUCCAGAUGAUCGGCGCGGCAAUCGAUGCGCUGUCCAGCUUUCUCAUAAUUUUCGUAGCGAACAUGGUGAUUGCGCUGAUCUUGUUUAAGCGCCAAAUGAUGCAUAAACCGGAAGUGGAGUGCCUGGAAGGGAAAUUCCCUGUACGUAUACACGGAAAAGAUACGAUCAUCUCCACAACCAUGACACUACUGACGGCAUCAGUUGUCCUUUAUUUGGUGACGACCAUUCCAUAUUUGACGUGGUACAUAUUGCUGGCGAUGGAAAAACGCUGCAUGGUGCACAUCGGCGAUGACCAGUUCGUCAUUCUGCAGUCGCUGUUCCUACAGUUUACGUAUGCCAAAUAUUCCUUGAAUUUCUUCGUAUAUUGCGGUGUCAGUCGGACAUUUUUUAAACACUUCCUGCGGCUGAUCACGACGUGCCGAUGGAGAUUAAAGGCAAACGAGCGCGCACCAACGCCUUCCGACGCGACAAGAACCACGCGUCUCUCAGAAAGUGCUGCAAUCGGUAAUCUCUGCGGAAAUGGAAGACUCUGCGCGAUAUCUCCUAUGACUACUUGUUCGGAAGAAAGAAAAGGAAGCGUGGAUGGAUUAAUCGAGAACUGUAGUUUACAGGAAUGUUGUAAAAGUUUAACUUUACGAGAUGAACGCUACCCUGACGUGACCUCUUAAAAACCGGCACUUUUACGACUACCCAAUAUUAAAUUUAAGUAACAAAAAGAUCAGUGUAUGUGUCAAACAUUACUUCCGGUCAAUUGAAUUGCUUAUUUAUGUCCGCAUUCGGCAGUCUAUUGUCAGUGAUUUUUUUAAAAUUAUU
Molecule: messenger RNA, 1664 nt
Organism: Paramacrobiotus metropolitanus
Lineage: Eukaryota; Metazoa; Tardigrada; Eutardigrada; Parachela; Macrobiotidae
Exons: 6
Coding region: 266-1519 (417 amino acids)
Biological process (GO): G protein-coupled receptor signaling pathway
Cellular component (GO): plasma membrane
Molecular function (GO): G protein-coupled receptor activity
Source: RefSeq, a predicted model, not a curated record